Molecule: messenger RNA, 885 nt
Organism: Mucor velutinosus
Lineage: Eukaryota; Fungi; Mucoromycota; Mucoromycetes; Mucorales; Mucoraceae
Exons: 2
Coding region: 1-885 (294 amino acids)
Biological process (GO): L-proline biosynthetic process
Molecular function (GO): pyrroline-5-carboxylate reductase activity
Source: RefSeq, a predicted model, not a curated record
AUGGUCUCUACAACUCUCCAAUCCGCUGCAAACACACUGCGUGGCAAGCAAAUUACAAAGCCAAUCAUCUCAUUCAUCGGUGGUGGCAACAUGGCCGAAGCUAUUCUCUGUGGUCUCCAAUCAAGCGGUCAUCCCAGCAAGCAUUUGCGUUAUUCUGAGCCCUUUGAGCAACGUCGACAAUACAUGCAAUCUAAAUAUCCUGAUAUGAUCGGCUCUGAUAAUAAUCAAGAAAUCGUUGACGGUGCAAAUGUUGUUAUUUUGGCCGUAAAGCCUCAGGUCCUUCGCUCGGUAGUGAGUGAUCUCAAAUUAAAAGCGGAUACAUUGAUUGUGUCGAUUGCUGCUGGCAUCACUACUGCUGAUAUUUAUAAAUGGAUGAAUACCACUGAUCCUGCUGCUAUUGUGAGAUGCAUGCCAAAUACACCUGCACUGGUCGGUGAAGGUGCUGUUGGGUUAUUUGCUACUGACGCUGUCAAUGAGGAUCAAAGAAACAUGACUGAAGAAAUUAUGAAGGCUGUAGCCAAGCAAGUAUCCUGGGUGGAAGAUGAAUCACUGAUUGAUACUGUUACGGGCAUCAGUGGCAGUGGACCAGCCUAUUUCUUCUUGAUUAUGGAAGCCAUGCAAAACGCUGGUAUUGAAGCAGGUUUAUCAUCCGAAGAUGCCAAGGCAUUGACACUGCAGACCUGCAUUGGUGCUGCCCGCAUGGCUCUUACAUCAGAAGACGAUCUGGCUACACUACGUCGCAAAGUAACUUCUCCCAAGGGAACCACUGAAGCAGCCAUCAACUCGAUGGAGUCCAACAACAUUAGAAAGCUUAUGGCCGAUGCAGUGUUCUCAGCACAAGAUCGUGGCAGAGAAUUAGCAGAGCAAUUAGGCAAAGAACUUUAA